Messenger RNA from Fusarium keratoplasticum, 1407 nucleotides. RefSeq names its product Mannan endo-1,6-alpha-mannosidase. Gene Ontology annotation, molecular function: mannan endo-1,6-alpha-mannosidase activity. Gene Ontology annotation, biological process: fungal-type cell wall biogenesis; carbohydrate catabolic process. NCBI's taxonomy places the organism in Eukaryota, Fungi, Ascomycota, Sordariomycetes, Hypocreales, Nectriaceae. The transcript is spliced from 2 exons. Bases 1 to 1407 code for a protein of 468 amino acids. The record is from RefSeq and is a predicted model, not a curated record.
AUGAAGCUCUGGGCCUUGGCCAGUUUGGCCUCGCUCGCCGCGGCUGCUAACAAGACAGCUCCCAGUUCCUUGGACAUCAAUGACCCUGACUCCAUCAAGGAUGUGGCAGCAAGUAUCGCCUACGACGCCAUGACGUACUACAACGGCAACACAUCCACCGUCCCCAAGGAUCUCGGCGACCUCCAGGAUCCUUACUACUGGUGGGUUGCCGGCGCCCUCUGGGGCGUCAUGCUGGACUACUACCACUUCACCGGAGACCCCAGCUACAACGACGUAAUCAUCCAGGCCCUGCUGGCUCCCACAAACCUCGGCCCCGACCACGACUACAUGCCCCCGGAGCACGCCGACGAGGAGGGCAACGACGACCUCUUCUUCUGGGGCUCGGCCGUCCUCUCUGCCGCCGAGCGUAACUUUCCUCAGCCAAAUACAACGCUCCCCUCGUGGCUCGACAUUAGCGCCAACGUAUUCAACGAGCUAGUCGGCCGCUGGAACAUGUCGGCUUGCAACGGCGGCCUUCUUUGGCAGAUCUUCCCCGAGAACCCCAACGGUCUCACUUACAAGAACUCGGUCAGCAACGGCGGCUUCUUCCAGCUCGCGGCUCGUCUCGCCCGAGCCACCGGCAACAGCACGUAUCUCGACUGGGCGAACAAGGUCUGGGACUGGUCGUGGGAGGUUGGCUUCAUCGACAAGCGCAACUACCACGUUUACGACGGCGCCAGCGUGCUCGACAAUUGCGAAAAGACCACCUACCACUCUUUCACCUACACCAGCGGCAUCUACCUCUACGGCGCUGCCGUCCUCGCAAACUACACUGGCAAGCCCGAGUGGGAGGAACGUUCCAAGCGGCUCCUUGAUGGCACUGACUGGUUCUUCUCCCCCUUUGAUAACAGCACGGACAUCAUGUACGAAGCGGCUUGCGAGACGGUCAACACGUGCAACUGGGACAUGUCCACCUUCAAGGGCUAUCUAUCACGCUUCAUGUACCAGAGCAUCCAGAUGCAGCCCUCACUAAAGGACCACGUUGAGCGCUUCCUCGUGCCUUCAGCUCAGGCUGCUGCCAAGACUUGCACCGGUGGCAAGUCAGGUCGUGAGUGUGGUAUGCGAUGGUGGGUAGGCGGCUUUGACGGGAACCCGGGUCUGGGUCAGCAGAUGUGCGCCCUCGAGAUUGUCCAGGGUCUUCUGCUAGACGACCUCCCGGUGCCUCUUCAGGGAGACCAGAUCAAGGUGGUCCGCAGCACCGACUGGGACAAGGAGUCCAAGGUCAAGGCCACUCCUACACCGUCGCCUACCAACACAGAGAAACCCAAGCCAACAGAGAGUGACGACGCUGCCAGUCUAGCUCGAGCAGAUCUUGUUCUUGCGUCGUUCAGCAUCGGCACAGUUCUCCUGUUGUUGGGACUGGCCUAA